This is a messenger RNA of Sungouiella intermedia, 4632 nucleotides long. NCBI's taxonomy places the organism in Eukaryota, Fungi, Ascomycota, Pichiomycetes, Serinales, Metschnikowiaceae. The record is from the annotation of a GenBank genome assembly.
AUGCUUGACUGGGGCUCUUUCAACCAGGUGCCCUUUUUGGCCAGUGAUUUGAAUUCGUCCUUAUCCAAUGCCAAUUCUUCAAAACCAAUAUCACUGCCACAGCCGCUAGGAUGGCUUUCGUGCACUUGUGAAGAUGGAUGGGGCCCACUAUCGCCAGUUUACAACGAUUUGACUCCAUGUUUUUUCUUGGGAAUCUUGUUUGCAGCUGCUGGCGUAUUGAUGGUGUUGACAGGCCUUUACCAAGUGAAGGUGCUCAGAGACCGCAAAGUGAGCGCUGGAAAUAGAGUGAGUUGGACAUUUUAUGUGAAGAUUCUUUUGGCGGGUCUUCAGGUGGCAUUUUCCGUAUUGUUGGCCGUCGUAUACCGUGGUUCAUUUGAUAUCUUGAAAACAGCAAUCUCCAUCAAUGUGGCUGCUACGGCAGUUGCGUACGCUAUCCACUACCUUGAACAGUUCAAGGCCACUGUAUCAAAUGGUGUAUUGCUAUUCUUCUGGCUCUUCCAGGUCAUUUUCCACACGACCAGGGUGUUAUCGCUCAACUUGAGAGGUGAGGUGAGCUCCCAGCUCUCCACUUUGUCUAUUAUGUCUGCUGUCAACACAUUCAUUUUGUUGAGCUUGGAAAUUUACUUCCCACCCCGUUCUCUCGCUUCGUUCAGCUCAGAAGCUGCACUUUCGCCUUUUGAUAGAGCUAACGUCUUUUCCAGAAUCACUUUCAAUUGGAUGGGUCCAUUGAUGAAAAAGGGGUUCUACCAGUUUUUGACCGAGAGAGAUUUGCCAUUUUUGCCACACGAGCUCAAAGCUUCCACCACUGCCUCCACUUUCAACAAGAACUGGUCCCACCAGUCCACCUCUUCUUUGUUUUGGGCAAUUUCCAAGUCUUUUGGCUUUCCAUUUUUGAUUGGAGGUGUUUUCAAGGCUUUGCAAGAUUCAUUGGCGUUCGUUCAGCCUCAAUUACUUCGUUUGUUGAUUCGUUUUGUCAACGAUUACUCAGAUUCCCUCGAUAAGGGUGAGCCCAUUCCCCUCACGAGAGGAUUCAUGAUCGCCGCUGGAAUGUUUGUAGUUUCGGUGGCACAGACUGCUUUCUUGCAUCAGUACUUCCAGAGAGCUUUCGAGUUGGGUAUGAGAAUCAAAUCGUCCUUAACCACCGUCAUCUACAAUAAGUCCUUGGUGUUAUCUAAUGAAACAAAGCAAGUGUCCAAUACUGGAGACAUCGUGAACUUAAUGUCUGUCGAUGUGCAAAGAUUACAGGACUUGGUGCAGAACUUGCAGAUCAUUUGGUCUGGUCCUUUCCAAAUUAUCUUGUGUUUGUAUUCCUUGCACGGAUUGUUGGGUAACUCCAUGUGGGCCGGUGUGGCAAUAAUGAUUGUCAUGAUUCCAUUGAAUGCUGUCAUCGCUAGAUAUCAAAAGAAGUUGCAAAAGACUCAGAUGAAGUACAAAGACGAGAGAUCCAGAUUGAUCAGUGAAAUCUUAAACAACAUUAAGUCUUUGAAGUUGUAUGGCUGGGAACAUCCAUACUUGAAGAAGCUUUACCAUGUUAGAAAUGAUAAGGAGUUGGCAAACUUGAAGCGGAUGGGUAUUUUCGGUGCUGCUUCCAUGUUCUCGUGGAACUUGGCUCCAUUUUUGGUCAGCUGUAGCACUUUUGGUCUUUUUGUUUUGACUAACAAGAAUGUCAGUUUGUCUACUGAUAUUGUUUUUCCAGCUUUGUCAUUGUUCAACUUGUUGUCAUUCCCCUUGGCUGUCGUUCCUAUGGUGAUCACAAAUGUUGUGGAGGCUCAAGUUGCUAUUUCUAGAUUGAGCAAAUUUUUGACUGGUGCCGAGUUGCAAGAAAAUGCCGUCAUCAGAGCUCCAAAGGUGAGCAACAUUGGUGACGUAGCAGUUUCUGUCAAGAAUGGUACCUUCUUAUGGUCCAAACUGAAGGGCGAAGAAACCUACAAGGUUGCCUUGUCCAACAUUAACUUGGAUGUCAAGAAGGGAGACUUGGACUGUAUUGUGGGAAAAGUUGGUUCCGGAAAGUCUUCAAUCAUCCAGGCAAUCCUAGGUGAUCUCUACAAGCUCGAUGGAGAGGUUAAAGUUCACGGAAGUAUUGCAUAUGCCUCUCAGGUCCCUUGGAUCAUUAACGGUACUGUCAGAGAGAACAUUUUAUUUGGUCACAAGUACGACCCUGAAUUUUACCAGCACGUGUUGAAGGCUUGUGCUUUAUCUGUUGACUUGAAAGUAUUGCCAAAAGGUGACAGGACAGAAGUUGGAGAAAAGGGAAUCUCUUUGUCUGGUGGACAGAAGGCCAGACUUGCAUUGGCCAGAGCGGUAUACGCAAGAGCAGAUGUUUACCUUUUCGAUGAUCCUUUGAGUGCUGUCGAUGAGCAUGUUGGAAGACAUUUGAUUGACCAUGUCUUGGGUCCAAAUGGUAUGUUGAAAUCCAAGUGUAGAAUUUUGGCUACCAAUGCUAUCCACGUUUUAAAUGUGGCGAACAAUAUCCAUAUGGUUAAGGACGGAAAAAUUGUUGAGCAAGGCUCCCUCUUGGAAGUUAUGUCUCAAGACAAGAGUCAAUUGCGCCAACUUAUUAUUGAUUUCGGAAAAGGAAAAUCUUCAUCUACUAUGGCUUCUUCCUCUGCUGCUUCCACAAAGGCUGAGAAGGUUGGAUCAGAUUCAGAAGAGACGAAAGACAACGUGGAUUAUUCUCAAUUGGAGAGUGAGUCUGAAAUCGAAGUCAGCAGUUUAAGACGAGCAUCGGUGGCUCCACUUUUAACCGAUGAAGAACGGUUGAUUUUGGAGCAGGAAGAAGAAGAGGAUGACGAAGAUGCUAAGGCCAGAAAGGAACACUUGGAACAAGGUGAAGUGAAAUGGGAUGUUUACAAGGAGUAUGCGAAAGCCUGUGGUCCAUUGAAUGUUAUGGUCUUCUUGGGUGCAACAGUUACCUCAAUGGCUGUGAACGUUUGCUCGAAUAUUUGGUUGAAGCACUGGUCUGAGGUCAACACGAAGUAUGGUUACAACCCUGAUGUGCCAAAGUACUUAAGUAUCUAUUUUGCGUUGGGUAUCGGCUAUUCGCUUUGUUCUUUGGUUCAAACUUGCUUCAUGUGGAUCUACUGUACUAUUAGGGGAUCUACCAAGAUGCAUAAUGGUAUGGCCCAGUCUGUGUUGAGAGCUCCAAUGUCUUUCUUUGAGACCACGCCAAUUGGUCGUAUUUUGAACAGAUUCUCGAAUGACAUUUACAAGAUUGAUGAGAUUUUGGGAAGAGUGUUUGGAAUGUUCUUCAGUAACGCCACCAAAGUUAUGUUUACCAUUAUCGUUAUUUGUUUCUCCACUUGGCAGUUCAUUUUCAUUGUUGGACCUUUGGGUAUCUUGUACGUUUACUAUCAGCAGUACUACUUGAGAACCACAAGAGAAUUGCGUCGUUUGGAUUCCGUUUCCAGAUCGCCUAUCUUCGCUAACUUCCAGGAAUCUUUGAAUGGUGUUUCAGUCAUCAGAGCUUAUGGUCAGGAAGAUAGAUUCAAACAUUUGAACGAAGGAAGAGUUGAUAAGAACAUGCGUGCUUACUACCCAGCUGUCAAUGCUAACAGAUGGUUAGCUGUCAGAUUGGAGUUCUUGGGUUCGGUCAUCAUCUUGGGCUCUUCGGGUUUGGCGAUUUUGACUUUGAAAACAGGUUCCAUUUCCGCCGGUAUGGUAGGUUUGUCUGUGUCGUAUGCUUUGCAAGUGACUCAGUCAUUGAACUGGAUUGUUAGAAUGACAGUUGAAGUCGAGACUAAUAUCGUUUCCGUGGAAAGAGUCUUGGAAUACUCCAGAUUGACUCCUGAAGCUCCAGAGAUUAUUGAAGAUUAUAGACCAGCGCUUAAUUGGCCAGCCAAUGGAGAAGUCAAUUUUAAAGACUACUCAACCAGAUACAGACCAGAGUUGGAUUUGGUGUUGAAGAACGUCAACUUAUCGGUCAAGCCCCAUGAAAAGAUUGGUAUUGUUGGAAGAACCGGUGCAGGAAAGUCAUCGUUGACUCUCGCCUUGUUCAGAAUUAUUGAAGCCACCUCUGGUCACAUCGAGAUUGAUAAAGUCGACACGAGCAAGUUAGGAUUGGCUGACUUGAGACACAAGUUGUCGAUCAUUCCACAAGACGCACAAGUCUUUGAGGGAAGUAUUAGAAGCAACUUGGAUCCAACUGACAGCUUCACGGAUGAAAAGAUCUGGAAGGCUUUGGAGCUAUCUCAUUUGAAGGACCAUGUUUUAAAGAUGUAUGAAAACAGGGACCAGAGCGACGAAGAAAUCAAGUCAGGAUUGGAUGUCAGAAUGAGUGAGGGUGGAUCGAACUUGUCUGUGGGUCAAAGACAAUUGAUGUGUCUUGCCAGAGCAUUGUUGAUUCCAUCGCAUAUUUUGGUUCUUGAUGAGGCCACCGCUGCUGUUGAUGUCGAAACUGACACUGUUAUUCAGGAGACAAUCAGAACCGAAUUCAAGGACAGAACAAUUUUGACAAUUGCGCACAGAUUGAAUACGAUCCUGGACUCUGAUAGAAUCAUCGUGUUGGAGCAAGGAGAAGUGGCCGAAUUUGACACUCCUGAGAACCUUUUGCAGAACAAGGAUUCUUUGUACUAUGCUCUCUACAAGCAGGGAGGGUUCCUUGAAGAAGAGCAGGACAAGGAACUCACUGAAUAG